Cryptosporidium muris RN66 is the source of this 2412-nucleotide messenger RNA. RefSeq lists its product as uncharacterized. Bases 1 to 2412 code for a protein of 803 amino acids. The record is from RefSeq and is a predicted model, not a curated record. NCBI's taxonomy places the organism in Eukaryota, Apicomplexa, Conoidasida, Eucoccidiorida, Cryptosporidiidae. The transcript has 4 exons.
AUGAUAAUAAAUUAUAAACUAGUUGUGCAAUUGUUAGUUAUUUUACAGUCUUUUUUAUGGGGUACUUUUGCAGUUCGGCUUAGAGCUAAGGAAUCAAAAGUUUUGAGGAGAAAAUUUUCUGGAUCUAAUUAUGGUAACCUACAGACUGAAAGCAUCGCAAAAAACUUUAUUUUAACUCCUAUAGAUAAUUUGUUUGGACAAAAGGGCUUAUAUAAUAAUGACACAGAAUCUGUAGUGAAGUCUAAAGAUAGUGUAGAACCUACAACAGAAUUUACAGUAGAUUCUAAAUUAGAGUCUACAGGGGAAUCCAAAAUUAAUUCUACGCUGGAUCCAACAGAAGAACCAGAAAUAAGUUCUAUAUUUGAAUCUGAAAGACCUAGAGUAAAUUCUAUAUUAGAAUCUAUGGAAGAACCAGAAAUAAAUUCUAUAUUGGAAUCUGAAAGACCUGGAAUAAAUUCUACAUUAGAAUAUAUGAAAGAACCAGAAAUAAAUUCUAUAUUGAAAUCUGAAAGAUCUGGAGUGAAUUCUACAUUAGAACCCAUGGAAGAAAUAGAAAUAAAUUCUAUAUUGAAAUCUGAAAGAUUUGAAGUGAAUUCUACAUUAGAAUCUAUAGAGGAACCAGAAAUAAAUUCUAUAUUGGAAUCUGAAAGAUCUGGAGUGAAUUCUACAUUAGAAUCUAUAGAGGAACCAGAAAUAAAUUCUAUAUUGGAAUCUGAAAGAUCUGGAGUGAAUUCUACAUUAGAAUCUAUAGAGGAACCAGAAAUAAAUUCUAUAUUGGAAUCUGAAAGAUCUGGAGUGAAUUCUACAUUAGAAUCUAUAGAGGAACCAGAAAUAAAUUCUAUAUUGGAAUCUGAAAGACCUAGAAUAAAUUCUACAUUAGAAUCUAUAGAGGAACCAGAAAUAAAUUCUAUAUUGGAAUCUGAAAGAUCUGGAGUGAAUUCUACAUUAGAAUCUAUAGAGGAACCAGAAAUAAAUUCUAUAUUGGAAUCUGAAAGACCUAGAAUAAAUUCUACAUUAGAAUCUAUAGAGGAACCAAAAAUAAAUUCUAUAUUGGAAUCUGAAAGAUCUGGAAUGAAUUCUACAUUAGAACCCAUGGAAGAAACAGAAAUAAAUUCUAUACUGGAAUCUGAAAGACCUGGAAUAAAUUCUACAUUAGAAUAUAUGAAAGAACCAGAAAUAAAUUCUAUAUUGGAAUCUGAAAGAUCUGGAAUGAAUUCUACAUUAGAAUCCAUGGAAGAAACAGAAAUAAAUUCUAUAUUGGAAUCUAAAGGACCUGGAAUAAAUUCUACAUUAAAAUCUAUAGAAGAACCAGCAAUAGAUUAUACUCGGAAUUUGUUUGAGGUAAAAAAUGAUACAGAAGGUGUAUCUGCAGAACCAAAUCUUGUAGAACUUGAACAUAAAGCUCAGCAUAACGAAGCUAGUGAUAGCAAAGAGGAAGAAAAAGAAUUAGGGAUCAAGCAAAAAGGUGAUGAAUCAUAUAAUAAACAAAUUGAACCAAUGAUAAAUAAAUUUGAAAAGCUAGUACCUGUAUAUUUUAACAGCUCUAAUGUAUCUAAAGCAAGGAAUGAAUCUCUUAUAAGCUCCUAUAAUAAUAAUAGCUUAUCUAUAAAUGCUUCAAAACCCUCAUCUAUUACGUUAGACAAACCAAAAUACAUACGUAGAAUUUUAAAAUACGAUAUGAAGGAACCAGAAAUGGUGGAUUUUAUGGAAGGUAUUUUCCCAGAAGUUAUUGUUACAAAUGUAGAUAAUUCUAAAGAGAAAAAAGAAUUCAAUGAAGGUUCUAUCCAAGAUGAUACUCUUGAAGAUAUAUUGAUCGAUAAACCAAAAUCUAUAACAGAUGAAACAGUAAGGACUCAGCCAAGUCCAGAAUUUGAAGGUGAAGAGAAAAUAGUAGAAUUUUUAAAUAGAGUAGCAAUUGAAGAUGCAAGUGAGGGUGCCAAUCAGCAAUCAGCCGAAGUUACUGAAACUCUUCCACAGAACAUAUAUGGGGGACAGUAUGUCUUAGUAGAGUUCAAUAAUUUUGAGCCCAACUACAUCUCAUCUGAACAACUAAAAAUACUUGAAUUAAAACUUAAAACUGCUCCUGAAGGAUCUCAUAUUAUUGUCAAGAAUACUUUUGAACCUCAACUAUUUGAGUACUAUCAAAAUUCAAUUAAAGAAUUAGACCAAGAUCUUCAAAUGAAAAUUCUUAAGCUUAUUGAUGAAGAUAAAGCAGCUAGAACGAAAGAUUUGAAAUCAUUGAAGUCUGAAACUGAUAAUAAUGAGAUUAAGGAGGAUCAAAGAGAAGUAUUUAAGAUACCUGAAGAAUCCCCUGAAGUUAUACUGGAACAAGGAUCUUCAAGCAUAGAAUUUGAAGAUAUAACAGCAGAUGAUACAGAAGAUGAGAUAGAAGAUGAAAUAAUUGAAAAUUAG